Messenger RNA from Pseudoliparis swirei, 1601 nucleotides. RefSeq names its product islet cell autoantigen 1 (gene ica1). Lineage: Eukaryota; Metazoa; Chordata; Actinopteri; Perciformes; Liparidae. Gene Ontology annotation, molecular function: protein domain specific binding. Gene Ontology annotation, cellular component: Golgi apparatus. The record is from RefSeq and is a predicted model, not a curated record. Gene Ontology annotation, biological process: regulation of transport. The transcript is spliced from 12 exons. The coding region runs from base 141 to 1511 and encodes 456 amino acids.
CGGGCCGACAGCUGCAGCACCGACGGGAGGACCACCGGCAGCGCGUUGCUCAUGCUAGCAGGUCAUCUAAAAAAAUGGAGGGAGGAAACUUGGGAGUACACCUCACCGUGUUCACAACCAAUCAAUGAGUUCUUCCCAGAAUGCACCAGCCUCACAGUGCGUCUGCCAUGACCAGCGGCUACCCCCAAGACUACCUGGACCGCUUCCUCCAGAGCCAGGACCAGGACUCCUCGGUGGUCAACAAGUUCCAGCGCCGCUACUGGAAGACCAAGCAGACGCUCAUCAAGGCCACCGGGAAGAAGGAGGACGAGCACGUGGUGGCGUCGGACGCCGACCUGGACGGCAAGCUGGAGGUCUUCCACUCCGUCCAGAGGACAUGCAUGGAGCUGCUGAAGGUCAUCGAGCAGUACCAGAGGAGGAUCUGCUACCUCUCCCAGGAGGAGAACGAACUGGGUCGCUUCCUGCGCUCUCAGGGCUCGCAGGAUAAAACCAGAGCUGGAAAGAUCAUGCAGGCCACGGGGAAGGCCCUCUGCUUCUCGUCCCAGCAAAGACUGGCCCUGAGGAACCCUCUGUGCCGCCUGUACCAGGAGGUGGAGACCUUCCGCUACCGAGCCAUCUCGGACACGUGGCUGACGGUGAACCGGAUGGAGCAGUCCAGGACGGAGUACCGCGGGGCGCUGCUGUGGAUGAAGGACGUGUCCCACGAGCUCGAUCCAGACACCCACAAGCAGAUGGACAAGUUUCGCAAGGUUCAGGCCCAGGUGCGCACGACCAAAACCAGCUUUGACAAGCUGAAGACUGACGUGUGCCAGAAGGUGGACCUGCUGGGAGCCAGUCGCUGCAACCUGCUCUCUCACGUUUUAACCACAUAUCAGACGACGCUGCUGCACUUCUGGGAGAAGACGUCGCACACCAUGGCGGCCAUUCACGAGAGCUUCAAGGGCAGUCAGCAUCACGAGGCCUCCGCUCUCAAGACCUUGCACGGGAAGAGGAAAGGGAAGAAGAAAAUCAAAGCCAAGGCCGGAGACGGAGAGAAAGCCGAGACCACGGACGACCAACUCAUCUCACUCGUGACUGAACCCACCAGAGAAGAGCUGGAGGCCGACGAGGAGACGGACGGCGUGGCCUUCCUGAACGAGAUCCUGGGCGGCGCGUCCGUGGACGAGGGCGACUUCUCGCGGGAGUGGACGGAGGUGUUCGGAGAACCCGACGACGGCGCGGCGUGGGGUCCGCCGGCGGAGGGCCGGCGACCAGAAAGCUCCUUCUUCCUCCCGUCGCACCUGUUGGACCAGAACGGGCAGCAGUCGUCCCUCUCAGACCCGCCCGCCGCCGCCCCGGCGCAGGACGGCUCAUCUGGAGCCAAUCAGAAGCCGUGUGCCGCAGCCAGAGAGAAUGCGGCGACGUCCAAAGACCUCUCGGCGUGGUUCAACCUGUUUGCCGAUCUGGACCCGCUCUCCAACCCCGACGCCGUCGGCAAAACAGACGGAGAGCACGAACUGCACAACGCCUAGCCCCCCCUCACAGGGCUGGGCUGGAAGGGGAACCAUGGAGGGGUGGUGGGGGUCUGGAAGGGGCACCUUGAUGGGGUGGUGGUAGUCUGG